Lobosporangium transversale is the source of this 584-nucleotide messenger RNA. RefSeq lists its product as hypothetical. The record is from RefSeq and is a predicted model, not a curated record. NCBI's taxonomy places the organism in Eukaryota, Fungi, Mortierellomycota, Mortierellomycetes, Mortierellales, Mortierellaceae. Bases 170 to 484 code for a protein of 104 amino acids. The transcript has a single exon.
UGCCUUCGCCCUUCAAAAUUUGUUCCUAUCAUGGAACAAUAGAAAAGCCUACGACUACAAAUUCUAUGCUGUCCAUGGCCACCUUUUCCCUAUCAGCACUUCAUGUUUAUUUGGCACCUUUUCUUUCCCCUGAAAGUAAUAAGCCGCAUUAAUUGCACCAUGACUCCUUAUGCGCCCUAUUCCUAUGUACACGUUGCUCCUCUGUUCGCUUGGCUGUUCGUUAAGGUCUGCCGCCGUAGUUGGCGCGAAGUUUCCAUCAUUCAUUAUUCCAAUUAAGCAUUUCUAUCCUUGUUUGUUAUUAUCACCUUGCCUCCUUUUUUGCUCAGAUAGAAGGAGUCUCUUCCUUGUAAAUUCAACAUCAAACAUCAACCCCCUUUGCUCUUCUCCGUGUUGUGGAGAGCAAGGUAAAAAAAAUACCACUAUUCUUUUUACUUGCCCAGAUCUUUUUUUUUUUUUUUUUUUUUCCCGCAUGCUUGGGCGGUGAACUUUCCGUAUACAGUGUAUGCUUUAUUUGAUUGACUGAUCUCCUCAUUUACCAUUCCGCUCGUGAUCCAAUCCUUUAUGAAUGGCUCCUUUCUUCUGAA